Chrysoperla carnea is the source of this 1597-nucleotide messenger RNA. Its product is annotated as protein disulfide-isomerase A6 homolog. The transcript has 3 exons. NCBI's taxonomy places the organism in Eukaryota, Metazoa, Arthropoda, Insecta, Neuroptera, Chrysopidae. The coding region runs from base 1 to 1413 and encodes 470 amino acids. Gene Ontology annotation, molecular function: protein-disulfide reductase activity; protein disulfide isomerase activity. Gene Ontology annotation, cellular component: endoplasmic reticulum lumen. Gene Ontology annotation, biological process: response to endoplasmic reticulum stress. The record is from RefSeq and is a predicted model, not a curated record.
AUGCAACUUUUAAUUUUAACGAGUACAGUGCUUUUAAUAAUUGCAGAAUUCGUUCGAGGUCAACUAACAGAAACACUUGAUUUGAACUCAACAAGUUGGAAAAAUGAUUCCAAAUCGAAUGUAAUUGAAUUAACAAUCGAAAGACAUACACAAAUAUAUGAUUCGAAACAUUUGUGGAUAAUCAAAUAUUAUUUUGAUGACGAUCAGAAUCCAAGUGAAUCUGUGGGAGAGUUCCAAGAGUACAAAGAAAACUAUAAACAUCUAGCGUUCAUGUUUGAUGGUUUAAUUCGUGUGGCUGCCUUCAAUUGUAAUAUAAAACAUUAUAUUUGUAAACAAAAUGGUAUUCAUAAACCGCCAUCGUUAAAUGAAUCGUCUAUCGUCAAGUUUUAUGGAAUACAAGCGAAUACUUUUACUCCUUAUCAUGGAAAACAAUUAUUAAGUGAUAUGGUUGAAGCUGCAUCGAUCGCAAUCAAACGUCGCUUUCAAUAUAAAUUAUCACAAAAAGAAAAGACAUUCAAACAAAUUAUUAUCAACUUAAAUGAUAAGACAUUUGAUGAGUAUGUUCUAUACAACAGUGAUCACGCAUGGCUAAUUAUAUUCUAUUCAUCCAAUUGGGGUCCAUUCAAAAAUUUCUUUCCAAUUUAUGAGCGUAUCGCACGUGAACUACGACACAAACAUGACAUUCUUUGUGGAGCAAUUAAUAUUGAAUUUGAAACAAAUAAAGCACGCGAAUAUAAUGUACGAACGAUACCAACCUUUAAAUAUUUUACAAAAGGUGUUAAAACGGGUUUUGUGGAUACGGAUGGCACGUAUGGAGGUGAUUUAGAUCGAUUUAAAUUAUUAGAAUGGAUUAAUAAUUUACAUGAGAAAACGAUGGAAAUACCAAUCGUUUAUCAAUUGAUUGAUAAACAGACCGCUAUAAAAGCUUGUGAUGAAAAUACACAUGCUUUAUGUGUUGUAACUGUGUUGCCAACAUUUGAUAAAUGUCAUGCAGAAUGUCGUCAUUCAUAUUUAGAUAUAUUACAGAACGUUUCAAAAUUAUUAAAACGUAAUGAAUGGGGUUGGUUAUGGUUUACGUUUGGAACACAACCAGAUUGUGAACGAAUAUUAUCGAUUAAUAAUAUUGAAUCAAACGAAUCACUGCCACAAAUGUAUGUUUUGGAUCUCAAACAAAGAAUAUUUUGGAAAAAUCCAAGUAAAAGAACAUUUUUAAUGGAAGAUCUUUUAAAUUUUUUGAAUAAUAUUGAUGAAGAUUUUAUAAAUGAGCAUCAUAUUAUCGAAGUUCUAGAAUUACCUAGAAUUUAUAAAUAUCAAUUGUGGGAUGGUGAAAAUGAAGAAAUCUCAUUGGAGGAGAAUCUUAAUGGAGGACGAUUCAAAUUUAAACAGAAUAUUAAAAAUAUUGAUGAAUUAUAAUUUUGAAUUUAUAAAUUGAGGACUUUAAGCGUCUAAUUAGAAUUGGAUGUAAUUAAUUGUUUAAUUUACAAAAAACAAUAAAGAUUAAUUUUUCACGAAUAUUUAGUUUAAAUCCAGAUUGUGAAUUGUACAAGUGGCAACGUUGUUCAAUUUACUUUGAGGGCUGUGAUCAUGUGAUUAGUAU